AUGUCCUCGUUUCAAAAUCUUCCUCCUCCAAAACCGAUGUUGGUAGAAGGUGACUUAGGAGCGAAUUGGAAGAAAUUUAAGAAAAGUUACCUACUUUAUUCGACGGCGACCGAACUCACAACGAAGAACAAUGAAACUCAAGCCGCCAUCUUGCUCCAUUGUUUGGGAGAAGAAGCACUAGAAAUUUUUGAAACAUUAGAACUUAGUGAGGAAGAAGCGAAACAGCCCAAUGUAAUUCUAGAAAAACUCGAGUUGUAUUUUAUUCCGAAAAGCAACCAAAGUGUUGAGAGUCACAAAUUCAACACUCGUGUGCAAGGACCGAGCGAAGCCUUUGACGAUUUUUUAGCAGACUUACGUAAGCUAUCGAUAAAUUGUGAAUUUGGGAAUUUACGAGAUCAACCAUUGAGAGAUAGAAUUGUGAGUGGUAUUCAUGAUCAGAAGAUAAAGGAACGUCUAUUGCGAGAAACGGAGCUAUCAUUAACAAAGGCAAUCGACAUAUGCAGAGCCGCCGAACAGACAGAGAGUCACAUUAAACUCUUGUCGAAUCAAUCAAAGAAUAUAGAAGUCAACGUGAUAAAAGGAAAAUAACAAUAAACAUAACAGGAAGCCUAAUAAAAGAUCCUAUAAUCAUUAUCCUGUAUGAAUAACUUUGUUUUGUUUUGUUUUGUGUUUGUAUACCAAACAUGUCUUCUGGUGUUUUUUUUUUUGCAUCCUGCCUUCAUUGGCAAAAGACAUCCACAUCAACUUACAAAUAUCACAUAGCCAAUUGUUUAAAUUUAUCACAAAGAACCAUUUUCAUCCUUUAUUAGGACAGCUUCAGCUUCCUAAUAAAUUUACCACAAAAAUGUUCCUUCAUGGUAAAUUUAAACAAUUUGCUACCUAAUCACUACACUUAUAUGAUAUGCAAUCAUCUUUAUUCGAAUGUUUUCAAAAACCAUCAGUGAUAACUCUAGGGUUCAAUGCACACUUAUAAUUACUAUCAAACUAGUCACUUUGCUACGCACAAUUAUGAAAGCCUAAUUUCUUCUAAAUCAGCAUCAAAAAUUAAAAUCAAAUUUUAAGGAAGUUCUGUUAAAUAAUUUUUGAAGUAUACACCAAUACAACUAAAUGUGUAGUUUGAGCAUUACUUUCUUUUGCUACAACUUAUUUGUACAAGACUGGCUUUUCCAAUUAUAGUACAACAAAACUAAAUACAGGAAUA
Molecule: messenger RNA, 1201 nt
Organism: Centruroides sculpturatus (bark scorpion)
Lineage: Eukaryota; Metazoa; Arthropoda; Arachnida; Scorpiones; Buthidae
Exons: 1
Coding region: 1-588 (195 amino acids)
Source: RefSeq, a predicted model, not a curated record